AUGUAUGAUUGCACAAAAUGUAAUUUCGACUCACAACACAAUACCCUUCUCAAACGAGAUUCAACAUGUUUCAGCUUGAAAUCAAUGCCUAUGGAGGUGGCGCAAGAAGAAGAAAUUAUCGCGAAAGCUCAAGGUUAUGCGGAUAUUUUAUUUAUCAGUAAAAUAGUAAAAGUUAAUUGUUCGAAGAGUGAUAAAAGCUUUGUAGACUAUGCUAAUGCCCUCGAAUUGGAAAUGAAGUCAAAGAAAAAGUUUUUCAAUAAAUUUUUAUGGUGUACACGAUCAGCGUUAGCUAUAAGAAUUAGCAACGAUCAAUAG
Molecule: messenger RNA, 315 nt
Organism: Clunio marinus
Lineage: Eukaryota; Metazoa; Arthropoda; Insecta; Diptera; Chironomidae
Source: the annotation of a GenBank genome assembly